UUGUCAGUAGCCGUCACUAGUUCUAGACGUUCUGUCCGUCAUCCCGAACUCGUGCAGCGUGCUCAACGUCACUCUGAGCAUAGAAAGAGUUGAUUGAUUUAGAUAUAAUAAAAGUUCUCAUAGCAAAUUAGGAAAUGUUUUCUUCAAGCCUCUCUCUUCCUGGAAAACGUACGACCGGCAGUUCUGUUCGUACCCAAAAUGUUUUGGCUGCUAGUUCUAUCGCCAACAUCGUCAAAAGCUCUCUUGGGCCUGUUGGACUAGACAAAAUGUUGGUUGAUGAUGUUGGGGAUGUCACUAUUACUAACGAUGGUGCUACCAUCCUUAACCUGCUUGAGGUUCAACACCCCGCUGCAAAAGUAUUAGUUGAGCUUGCCCAGCUUCAAGACCAAGAAGUUGGAGAUGGCACAACCUCAGUGGUUAUUGUGGCUGCUGAAUUGCUGAAAAAUGCUGAUGAAUUAGUGAAACAGAAAAUCCAUCCUACCUCAGUCAUCAGUGGUUACCGCCUUGCUUGCAAGGAAGCUGUGAAGUACAUUCAAGAUACUUUGACCUUGAGUGUUGAAGAGCUUGGAAAGGACUGUUUGAUCAAUGCCGCCAAGACCUCUAUGUCGAGCAAGAUCAUCAGCGCCGACGCAAACUUCUUCGCCGCCAUGGUGGUUGACGCCGCCCAUGCUGUACGCGUCACUGACAACAAAGGCCAAGCUAUAUAUCCAAUCAAAGCGAUCAACGUCCUCAAGGCGCACGGCAAGAGUGCUCGAGAAAGCACACUUGUGACCGGGUACGCACUCAAUUGCACGGUUGCUUCCCAGGCAAUGGUUAAGAAGAUCACCAAUGCAAAGAUUGCCUGCCUUGAUUUCUCUCUUCAAAAGACAAAAAUGAAAAUGGGAGUUCAGGUUCUCGUCACAGAUCCCGAGAAACUCGAUGCUAUUCGUGCACGAGAGUCUGAUAUAACAAAGGAGCGAAUCCAGAAAAUCCUCAACGCCGGAGCCAACGUUAUUUUGGCUACUGGAGGCAUUGAUGAUUUGUGUCUCAAGUAUUUCGUGGAGGCAGGUGCUAUGGCAGUUCGUCGGUGCAAGAAAUCAGACUUGAAGCGCAUUGCCAAAGCUACCGGAGCCACUUUACUCUCGUCCAUGGCUAAUCUCGAAGGCGAAGAAAGUUUUGAAGCUUCUGCGGUGGGCGAGGCAGCCGAAGUUUCGACUGAGCGGAUCUGCGACGACGAACUCAUCGUCAUUAAGGGAACCAAAGCGCGCACAGCUGCUUCCAUUAUUCUGCGUGGUCCUAAUGACUUCUACUGCGACGAAAUGGAACGCUCGGUGCACGAUGCCCUUUGCGUCGUCAAACGCGUUCUAGAAUCCAAAACUCUAGUCGUCGGUGGCGGCGCUGUGGAGGUUGCACUCUCUAUUUAUUUGGAAAGCUUCGCUACAUCAUUGAGCUCUCGAGAACAGCUAGCGAUUGCAGAAUUCGCCCAUUCGCUAUUGGUCAUUCCCAAGACCUUAGCAGUCAACGCAGCCAAGGACGCGACUGAUCUCGUGGCUAAAAUGCGUUCUUACCAUCACUCAUCGCAGUCAAAGCCUGAGCACGCUAAUUUGAAAUGGAUCGGGUUGGACUUGAUGGAAGGUGCCGUUAGGGACAACCGACAAGCUGGUGUCUUUGAGCCUGCUGUUUCCAAGAUUAAGUCUCUGAAGUUUGCUACUGAAGCGGCUAUUACCAUUCUGCGUAUUGAUGAUAUGAUUAAGCUUGAUUCGGAAGACAAGAAUACGCAGAGCUACCAGAACGCUUACGAAUGCGGUCAACUAGACGGCUAAAGGAUUGAACAAAACUGACGUCGUUUUAAUCAGCUGUUCAUAGAGAACGCUGAGUUUAUGGAGUGAUUCCAAGCUUGAACAACAAAUUGAGUGGAACUUCUUUUUUGGCUUCAGUCCGCGCUAACUUUUCCUACGUCGCCUUGCAUAAAAAAUACACCCUCAACCAUUA
Molecule: messenger RNA, 1971 nt
Organism: Daphnia carinata
Lineage: Eukaryota; Metazoa; Arthropoda; Branchiopoda; Diplostraca; Daphniidae
Gene: CCT1
Product: T-complex protein 1 subunit alpha-like
Exons: 10
Coding region: 135-1802 (555 amino acids)
Biological process (GO): protein folding
Cellular component (GO): chaperonin-containing T-complex
Molecular function (GO): ATP-dependent protein folding chaperone; ATP binding; ATP hydrolysis activity
Source: RefSeq, a predicted model, not a curated record